Lytechinus variegatus (green sea urchin) is the source of this 6543-nucleotide messenger RNA. Its product is annotated as casein kinase II subunit alpha-like. Gene Ontology annotation, cellular component: cytosol; protein kinase CK2 complex; nucleus. Gene Ontology annotation, biological process: protein phosphorylation. The transcript has 12 exons. NCBI's taxonomy places the organism in Eukaryota, Metazoa, Echinodermata, Echinoidea, Temnopleuroida, Toxopneustidae. The record is from RefSeq and is a predicted model, not a curated record. The coding region runs from base 644 to 1840 and encodes 398 amino acids. Gene Ontology annotation, molecular function: protein serine/threonine kinase activity; ATP binding.
CGCUGCGCUGAUAAAAUAAUGGUGGUUCUGCUGUGAGAGGUCAUCUUUCGCCAUCUUGCGAGAAGCCGGGAAAUUCUAUGACAAUAUUGGAUGUGAAACUUAGUUGAAGAACAGUAGUUUGUGUAUAUUUAUUGAUAAAUCAACCCUUAAUUUUUGAGGUAUUUCUCGUGAACAGCAACGGGUUACAUCAUUGUAUUCGACUCGAAAAGUGGUAAAAUGAUCAGGCAGUGAAAGGCGGGGUGUGAAAUAAAUUUGCAGUUCUCAAAAGAGCGCACCAGGCCCAUUGACUAUUGCAUGGAUAUGUGGCUGUGUAGUGCUCCAGCACGAGGCCGUAAUGAGUGACAAGUUUUGUGCACAAAGUCUGGAGUAAAGAAGGGCGUGUUUCUGAAUAUUCUUCCUUAAUUUGGUCGAAAUUUGGCGUCAACCGAUAAUUCGUGCUUCUCGAGGAGCUUGGAGGCUUCUCAGAAGGAGUACAUUUGUACCUGUUUCAAGCUAUUCACAUUUUCUUGGGGUCAAUCCAAGCCCUACUGGCCGAGGAGGUCACCACCCAUUCAGUCCAUUUUCAUUUGUGCCAACUUUGUGUGGGCACAGUGCUGUAUGUUCCAGCCUGGCGAAUUUUGUAGAAAACAAGCCGAACUCCAAGAUGGCCAGCAUGAGCAGGGCGAGGGUUUAUGCUGACGUCAACUCUCAUAGACCUAGAGAAUACUGGGACUAUGAAUCACAUGUUGUUGAAUGGGGGCAACAGGAUGACUAUCAGAUCGUCAGGAAGCUGGGAAGGGGGAAGUACAGUGAGGUCUUUGAGGCAGUUAAUAUCACCAGCAAUGAAAAGUGUGUGAUCAAAAUCUUGAAGCCUGUAAAAAAGAAGAAAAUUAAGAGAGAAAUCAAGAUCCUGGAAAACCUAAGAGGAGGCCCUAACAUCAUAGCACUACAAGCCAUUGUCAAAGAUCCAGUGUCCCGGACGCCAGCUCUUAUAUUCGAGUAUGUCAACAACACAGAUUUCAAGCAACUUUACCAAACGUUAAAAGACUAUGAAAUCAGGUACUACCUGUUUGAACUUCUUAAGGCUUUAGAUUACAGUCACAGUAUGGGUAUCAUGCAUCGUGAUGUCAAACCACACAACGUCAUGAUAGAUCAUGAAAACAGACGGCUACGUUUGAUAGACUGGGGUUUAGCAGAGUUCUACCAUCCUGGCCAAGAGUACAAUGUCAGAGUAGCAUCAAGAUAUUUCAAAGGUCCAGAACUCCUAGUCGACUACCAGCUGUACGACUACUCACUAGACAUGUGGAGUCUGGGCUGUAUGCUAGCGAGUAUGAUAUUCCGCAAGGAACCUUUCUUCCACGGCCACGACAACUACGACCAACUUGUGAGGAUUACCAAAGUCCUUGGCACAGACGAGCUCUAUGAGUACCUGGACAAGUAUCAGAUUGAACUGGAUCCGAGGUUCAAUGAUAUCUUAGGAAGGCAUUCACAUAAACGAUGGGAACGGUUUGUCCACAGUGAAAACCAGCAUCUAGUCAGUCCAGAGGCUCUUGAUUUCCUGGAUAAACUAUUACGUUAUGAUCACCAGGAGAGACACACUGCAAGGGAAGCCAUGGAACACCCUUACUUCUAUCCAGUUGUGAAGGAACAGAACAGAUCGAUGCCACCAGUCAUGAGUACGCAACCCAACACCUCAACUAGCGCCACAAAUUCAAGCAGCGCAUCAUCUGCUCGUAAAGCGAUCGACACGAAAGCACGGCCGUCCGGCACCAUCCCUGGAGCCCCCUUGAUUCCGACACCCACAGCCCAGACUGUCUCACCGAUACCCAACCCCAGCCCAGCAGCAGCAGUAGCACCAUAGAUCAGUAUCCUCUGGACAGUGGUUUAACCAAAACAUGGAGAAGGUGUUGGGGAGAGAGAGAGGGAGGGAGGGGGAGGAGGCAAGAUGGUGCUAGGUUGUGGGUCAACACUGAUACUUAUGUCUUGCUUUGGAGCUCAUUUUGACAGCUCCCGUUAUUGAUAUUUUUUCUACGGGAAAAUGUAAGGAUAGUUCUCGUACCCUAGUAUCUCUGUUGCACGAUCAGCAUUAUGGUUUAGAAGAUGAGCUCCUUCAUUCCCAUCACGAUCCCUUCCCAACAUUUGUUCCACGUUGAAAUUUUGAAAGAUCCAUUCUUUUGGCUACACCACUUCACAAUUGUUUCCAUCGUUGUACAUCCUUCCUUGCUUUUGCAAAAAAACACUUAAAUUUAGAUCAAGAAUCCUUGAAGAAUGCAUUUACAUUUUUGUGUCUUUGAGAGUUGUUUGAUCUGCCAUGCCAAACAGCCUGGCCUGGGUUAUAUUCUGGGAUUCCUGAUUUUGACACAAGAGAACAACUAAUAUUGACAAGGGCAGCGCUCUCUACAUUGUUUCUCUUGAAGUUUAUAGCAAGAGGGCAUUACCAAUAUUUUUCUCUCAAAGUAGAGUAGAGUAGCAAGUGGGUUACAUGCACUUGUAGCGCAACUACAAAAUCCAAGCGAUUGAUUUGGUGAUUUUGAAUGUGAAUAGUCUGUGUCGAGAUAGGAAUCAAGUUUGUCCCUUCCUUUUUCAAUGUAUAUGGUGUGUAAGAAAUUAACAAGUUAUAUUUUAGAAUGAAAAGGAUAGGAGAUAAAACAAUGUAAAAGAUGUCGAUUGGUGGCAGUUUUCUUGAAAUCAAUGAUGCCCAUGGCAAGCUGUAAUUGCCUUGUAUAGUAGCAUUUAAAGUGGGCAUGACUGAUUUUAUACUAUUUCACUGACAGGCUGUGAGGCCUUUAACUUUGUUGUAUGAUUUUAAUGAAAAUUUUGAGGCAAGUUUUAAGUUAUGAUAUAAAGUUUGGGUUGUAUUUUAUCAUGAAUUUCCUAGAUACAGAAAAUGGAAAUCUGUUCUGUUUUUUUUUAAUAUGAUGACUCAUUCGUAUGUUUGUAUGUCUGAAUGUAGUGUGGGUACUGACUUCAUACCAAAUAUUGAGUACCGAAUGUCAAGCUUACAAUGGUUUAAAAAAAACCUGCAACAAAUUGGCGAAAGUUCAGUAACUGUUCAAAUUAUCAGUCUAAGAAUGUUUUAUAAUCUACCAGUAGAUAUUACAGUGAUGUUGAUAUAGGUAUUUGCUCAGACAAAUAAAAAAAAAAGUUGGGAUUCAUGUAAGGGGAUGACAGCAGAUAUAUCCAUUUUAUAUGGUCUUGAAGUAGUUUGUCUUCUUUUCAAAUAGUCCUGAUACCUCAUGUGCUGAACUCAUUUGGUUUCAUCAUUCUUGGUCUAAUUGUCAUUUACUUUAAUGCCCACAUUGUCUAAUUUCAAUUGGCAAUUUCAACCCAUGGAAAACCCUCAUUCACUGUAGCAUUAAAGCUUCCCCAAUUUUGCAGAUUUGAACAAAAAGGUUGUGAAAAGAAGCACCCAAAAAUGAUAAUCAAUGUUUUGCCUGACAGAGAUGCUGUCAUCUACCAUUGGGAAAUGAUGAAAAUAUAUGUAAGUGUUAUAAAUUGAUGGCAUUCCAUGUGAAAGAUGUAUUAAGCUCAUCUUGGAAAAUCUGCAAAUGGUAAUUCCCAAUUCAUAGAUUUUGUUUUAAUAAGACAUAGAGCUUGACAGUGGCCUAUUUUUUUAAGGCCAGGGCUAUUGUUUGUUGUUAGACAAAGAAGGAAGCCCUUGAUUUUUAUUUAACUCUUAUUUUCACAAACUUAGCUACACUCCUGCCUUUUACAGUGGCAUUUUUAUACAUAUUAAUCUUCUCCUGUUGAAAAUUUAUUAUAGCCCCUAAGAAAACUCAUUUUGUUACAGUGUUCUACAUAGGUGGUCAUUAUAGAACUUCAUUGUUACAGAAGCUGCUAUGGUGACUGGAAUGAAUACAGUUUAUUUAAAGAAGUGAAUUCCAUCACAUUUUUUAGAUCGUUAAUGCUAAAAAUUGUGAAACCUUGCUACAAUUGGGUACAAAUCUAUGAAGCGAUAUGUAAGAGAGUUUUCAUGAACCAUUGCGUGUUAUUUUAGUUCAGGCUAUGUUAACCCACCCCCCCCCAAAAAAAAAGUGAACUUGGUUUGAUUUAAUGUGGUGUAUACUUCCUCAUAAGGAGUACAAGUCUCCAUUUGUUACGCAACCAGUCGGGUAUAUGUAUCAUUGUGAGAUUUUUAUUAUACUAUGUAUUUAUGAAUCAAACCAUCAUUUGGGGGACAUGUACAGAUGAACUGAAUUUUGUAGAAUUCUAAGAUUGUAUAUUUUGUACCACUUUUCUUCUUUUUUGUUUCUUUAAUUUCAACCAUGUCAGCUUCUGGUUUGAGAUUUUCAGUAUUCUCUAAUAUACUCUAAAAGAUGUCUACAACUAUUUCAAAGAGAAAUUUUACCUUUUGUGAGGGCUGAACUCUAAACCAUUUCAGACUAUUUCAAAGAGGAGAUCUCAAUAAAAUUCUGCCAUUUGUGAGGUUGAUAUUUUUGUCAGUGCAGUUCAUUUCAUUGAGAAUUCCUCAUUUGCAUUUCAAGAAGCUUUGAAUGAGUCUACAGGAAUGGGUUAUAAAACUGCCUUUGAUUUGAAACUUUUUGAUAAUGAGUUCUCUCUUAGGUGCGAUAUGUUAUGAGUGAUCUACUAUUCAUCAUUCAUCUUUUUUUUCUUAUUUUUUAGCAGUCCUUGUUUUAUGUUGCAUUUUUUUCAGUGGAGAGAGGGUCAUAUUUAUUAUUUGCUUGUCUCCAAAAACUUCUUUAAAAAAUGCAACCUGAUACUCUGAACUGAAAGCACUUUUAAAAAAUGACAAUAAAGUUAGAAUUAAUCUUUAGAAAAAAAUAACAAACCUCCCCUUCCGCAUUGAUGGAUAUAUUAAGCAUUACAGGUUAUCAGUUUGAGUGCAAAAUAACUUUACACACUGUAGCAAAAUGUUAUAAUUCCUGCUUAUUUAUUUCCGGAUUGAUGGGGUGGGAGGAUGAUUAUUUCUCAAUGCUUUUGUUAGAGAAAGCUUUGCAUGAUACUAAACAGUGAUGUUAAAAACUUAGUGAACCUCACAAGAAAAUGAACAUAGUUGAAAGUGUUCAAGUUCUGCCAUGUUAUAGUUAUUCAGUUGUGAAGUCAGGUGAUAAAAUACUACAUUCAAUAAAGUUUGUUUCUCUGAGCUCGCAAGACAUUGUAGUGUUGUUGUCUACAUUCGACACUCGGUAUGAAGGAGUGCAUUUCAUGUUGGGGUUUACUAACUUUCUAGCACAACUGUAUAGUCUACUAUUGUGGCAUUCUUGUAGGAUUUUUAUAAAGGGAAAUUCUUUAAAGAAAUUCUGUAUAAGAUGGUGAGCUUGAAUUAUUACCUCUGUUUUUUUUAUAUUGUCAGUAUUCACUGAUUAUAUUCUGGCUUGAAUGGUAAAAUAUUGAGAUGCAAAGAAAUGAUAGAUCCACCUUUCUUCCUCGUAACACAAACAUGGACCACAUUGUAUAGCUGCUUAAUCAGAUUCUGAAAAAUGAUGAAUGUAGCUUGAAUGUAUCAUUUUCUCUUCAGAAUUGUCUUAGAAAAAUAAAAUGAAAAUUCAAAAUUGUGUUCUUCCUAGCUACAUAAUAGUGGACCACAUUGUAUAGAAGUUAACCCAGAUGAGAACAGGGGAAUGUACUCUGGAAUUGAAUAUGAGUUUCCAUUACUUUGGAAUCCCUUUUUUUAUAAUUAUAUUUGUGAUACAGUACUGUGAUUAUCAGUGUGUCCCCUAUGUUUUCUUAUGCAGGAUUUCAAGACAGUGCCCAUUUAAUGGGAAGAAUUUUGCUUUUUAUUUAACGUGAGAGAAAUUAAAUACUCGUAUAGUUCAGAGAUGGAGAUGAUACAUAGAGAAUUUUUUUUAUUUUAUCCCCUUCACUAACGAGACUAAAAAACCUUGACUGUUGCUAGUAAAAUCACAAAGCAAGAUGUGAAUUUUUGGUAGUUUCUGUCAUUUUAUUUAUAUCGUUGGCCCAGUCUGCCCCAGUCCUAGGUUGUUUAUAAUACCUAUGAGAUGUGAAAUUUAGAUGGAUAUUGGAAAUUACGAGUGCUGCACUGUUUGUAGGGCGAGACUUUCUUUUAGUUUGAAUUGUUAGUGAUGCUGCAUCCUGUAGUAUGCAUUUUAUAAAUUGCUACCAAUGGCAAAUUAAAAGCAAGCGAGGGCAGCAGACUACCAGUGCUAUAGUAUGCAGCAAAUGUAAUUUAUAGCUACAGUAAGAAAACUUGUCAGGGGAAUAUAGACUUCCCUUAUUUUCUGUGAAUACCUUUUGAUUACUUGUAAAUUUAACCCUUUUUUUCAAAUCAUCAUGUAGAACUCUUGUAAACCUGACAUGUAUUACAUUUUUUUUCAUUCAAUAUUUGGAGGAAAUGGUUUCCUCUGUAAUGUUCUUUUGUGAUUUGGUUAGUUUUGAAAACACCAAAUAUAUUAAUGUCCACCGUUUGUGAGGUGUGCAUAGGAAAGUGAUUUUAUUUCAGUAUUUUUUAUGGUUAACACUGAGUGUCAAAGUAAAGUGUCACAUGGGUCGAUUGAGAUACCUACUUUUCUUUCCCCUACUCAUUUGAUGGUACAUAAACAUGAUAAUGAAUAAUAAAUAUUGAAAAUUAUUGUUGUCAACACU